AUGCUUGGAUUCGACCUCCAACACACUACAGCUUUUAGACCAGAGUCUAAUGGCUCGCUUGAACGCGCUCACGCAGUUAUUAAAGACUUCCUGAAGACCCAACUCUCUCGAGAAGAACGCUGCAACGAACAUUGGAGCAGGUACCUGCAAGGAGCCGUAUUCACAUACAACUCAACUACCCAUUCAUCAACGGGAGUUACACCUUACUCACUUACGUUUGGCAAAGACCCACCCCUCAUGAAUCAAUUGGAAGAAGAACCGGAAGCUACCUACUUGGAUUUGGUAGAACAAAUGCGAGUACAACUACAACGAAUGCAUAAGCAAGCUGCUGAAGCAAUUAUUGCAAGCAAGGAACGAACCAAGAAAACGGUUUGA
Molecule: messenger RNA, 375 nt
Organism: Osmia bicornis bicornis
Lineage: Eukaryota; Metazoa; Arthropoda; Insecta; Hymenoptera; Megachilidae
Exons: 1
Coding region: 1-375 (124 amino acids)
Biological process (GO): DNA integration
Molecular function (GO): nucleic acid binding
Source: RefSeq, a predicted model, not a curated record